AUGGACGUCUCUCUCACCUCCCUGAUCAUCUCUGUUCUUGCCCUCACUCUCGCAUCGACGGUCGUCGCGCUCCCUCUCCCGGAAUUCCUUCCCUGGGCGCUCGUGGACACCUUGAUGCCAGGCUCAGGGAUUCCCCAAGCGGUGGAGAAGUUGGGAACAGGAUUCCAGAUGUGCAUUAUUCAGCUAAGAGGCCCCGUGUCUACGACUAGGAUGUUGAGAACAUCGCUGGGACUCUUCUCCAAGGCCAAUGACUAUUGA
This is a messenger RNA of Aspergillus homomorphus CBS 101889, 258 nucleotides long. RefSeq lists its product as uncharacterized. NCBI's taxonomy places the organism in Eukaryota, Fungi, Ascomycota, Eurotiomycetes, Eurotiales, Aspergillaceae. The transcript is spliced from 2 exons. The record is from RefSeq and is a predicted model, not a curated record. The coding region runs from base 1 to 258 and encodes 85 amino acids.